GGAGGAGAGCUGGUUUGGUGGGCACCCAAUGCCACUCGUUGCGCGUCCUUAUAAUUUGGAGAGGCGUAUGCAGCGCACGGCCCGUUCGCCUUUCCAGGUGGAAAUCCAGGAGGAGCCGAGGGCAAUUUUGAACCGGGACCACUGCUACUGAACCCGGUUCAGGACAGGUGAAAUUCCCAGCAGGCGGCAGUUUAAGGGCCACAGGAUCGAUUGUUCUUCAAGUUCGGGGAUCACCGAACGCGAACUAUCCGCUCUGGUCAUGGAUGAAGGCCAGCGGCUGGAACUGGGAGGUUGAACUCGGGGAGUUCGAGGGAUGUUUACGCACUUUGGAUUCACAUGAUAACACCCGUUCUUCAGCUAUUUUUUUUUUUUUUAAAGUCGAUCUGAAAGAAUAAUGAAAACAAAGCAAAGCCGGCUGCUGUUGUUGCUUUAAAUCGCCAAUUUUUUUGAGACGUGUGAGGACAUCCUCCAAGAAGCGCCGAAAAAUGAAGGAGAAAUCCAAAACGGCCGCAAGGACUAGACGGGAAAAGGAGAACAGUGAAUUUUAUGAACUGGCUAAAAUGCUUCCCCUUCCGUCGGCUAUUACCUCCCAGCUCGACAAAGCCUCCAUAAUAAGGCUGACAACAAGCUACCUAAAGAUGAGGAUUGUUUUCCCGCAGGGUCUUGGUGAGGCUUGGGGUCAUACUAGCCGAACAAGGUCUUUGGACAACAUUGGACGGGAGCUCGGCUCUCAUUUAUUGCAGACGUUAGACGGAUUCAUAUUCGUCGUGGCUCCAGAUGGAAAGAUUAUGUACAUCUCAGAAACGGCGUCAGUCCAUUUAGGACUGUCUCAGGUAGAGUUGACCGGGAACAGCAUUUAUGAAUAUGUCCAUCCUGCCGACCAUGAUGAGAUGACAGCUGUCCUGACGCCACAUCAGCCUUAUCACUCACAUUUUGUGCAAGAAUAUGAAGUGGAGCGUUCUUUUUUCUUGCGAAUGAAAUGUGUGUUGGCAAAAAGAAACGCAGGACUAACCAGUGGUGGAUACAAGGUGAUCCACUGCAGUGGCUACCUGAAGAUCCGUCAGUACAGCCUGGACAUGUCACCUUUCGAGGGCUGCUACCAGAAUGUGGGACUGGUGGCUGUCGGCCACUCUCUGCCGCCCAGCGCUGUGACGGAAAUCAAACUGCACAGCAAUAUGUUUAUGUUCAGGGCCAGUCUGGACAUGAAGCUCAUCUUUCUGGACUCGAGGGUAGCUGAGCUGACGGGUUAUGAGCCCCAGGACCUUAUAGAGAAAACGUUGUACCACCAUGUCCACAGCUGUGAUAUCUUUCACCUCCGCUGUGCUCACCACCUCUUGCUGGUAAAAGGCCAGGUCACUACUAAAUAUUACCGUUUCCUUGCCAAACAUGGUGGAUGGGUCUGGGUCCAGAGUUACGCCACCAUUGUCCACAACAGCCGCUCUUCAAGACCUCAUUGCAUCGUCAGUGUCAACUACGUUCUCACGGACACUGAGUAUAAAGGAAUGCAGCUUUCCUUGGACCAAAUGAGCCCCACAAAACCGGCCUUCCCCUACGCCGACAGUCACAGUGAGGACAGAAAAACGACCAAGACUCGUCUGACCCAGUCAAAGGCAAAAUCAAGAGUGUCACCUUAUCCACAGCAAUUUGCAGCUUUUAACCCCGAGCGUUCAGAAUCUGACCAAGACAGCCAGUGGGGAGGAAGCCCCCUGACAGACUCAGCCUCUCCUCAGUUGCUGGAUCCGAGCGAGGCUGCCGAGGCAUCUUGCGCCUACAGACUGUAUCCAGACUCUAGCUCCCUGUGCUAUGGCUUGGGUUUAUCUGAAGAUGAUCUUGCCCACACCCAAACUCACCCUCACACCACCACCUGCGACCGCGUCCGAUGCCAAGGAGGCCGCUAUUUCCUGGGAACCCCUCAGUCGGGCCGAGAAAUGUGGUGGGACACCACACGCUCAGUGCUGUCGCUUCCUAAAUUCUCUGUGGACAACAGUGAGGGCUAUGAAAUCACAUCCUACCAUGGCGCCAUUCAUGGACGGGGCCACUGGGAUGACGACAGCAUUGUGAGUUCACCUGACGGAGGCGGGUCCACCAGCGAUUCGGGUGAGCGCUAUCACGGCGACCAGUUCCAGUCAAGUCCUCGGGAACCAAGCAAGAUGGAGACCCUUAUCCGAGCCACGCAACAAAUGAUCAAAGAGGAGGAGAAUCGCUUGCAGCAACAGAAGGUGCUGCUGGAUGUUUCAGGCCUCACAAAAACUCACAGUCCAUGCUUCGCCUCCUCCAUACCCCAUCAUUCUCAGCUCACCAUGCCCAGCGUGGUGUGUCGUGGUCCUGGAGCUCCCAGCAUCGACCUCCCAUCUGAGCCCCUUCAUCACCGGGACGGUGUCAAAGCGCCCGGCCCCCAUGACAACGACGAAAACACAACCAGCCCAGUGUCAGUUUCUCGCCUCAGCAGCCCCGGCUCUGAUGGUGUCCCCAGGUCCGGCCUCCUUCUAACCAAAGACUACAUGGCGACAGAUUUGUCCCCCCACCCUUCGCAAGCCCACGGGAGUCCUCUGCUUUAUCCAGCCCAGGAGAGGCAGCAGAUGAACAGGCAAGCGGCAUAUGCUUUGACAGGGUACUCCCUGGAGCACCUGUACGACCCAGAGAACUUGAGGAGUUAUUCCAGCCUGGCGUGUGGAGGAGUCCAGUAUGACGUGGCAUCUCAUGUGAGGAUGCAGGCGGAGCAGAUGCAAGGACACAAGGCCACCUCAGUCAUCAUUACCAACGGCAGCUGACAGUUUCUGGUGCAGAUCGGUCACGUCGUGUAACUGAGGACGUUGCAGCUGACGGCGAUUUAUGCGUGAGCAUAACUGAGAUAGACGCUUGGUAAAAGAGACUACAUUUUUGACUGAAGGAUGAAACACCUGGUUGUUGGACUGAUGUUCUCAUGGUCGUCCAUUGAGCACUGCUUGUAAAUGUCAGGCCCUCGCAAUGCGCCAUUCUUUUUUCUUUGUUGUCAAAGGAUGAUAUUCCAAAGCUCAAAGGAAAUAAUGUCUAUACACUGCCUGGCACUGGGAAGAAGUGUGCUCCACAAAAGCGAAAUUGCUGUUAUUUUAACGGUGGUGAACUGCAUUACCCUCCCACCAGAAAGCUGGUUAAACAUCAAGCAAGUGUUUCUGUCCCACUCCCCUCACGCUUCGUUGGACAUCAGAGUUAAUCUGUCCAGGAUGUGAUUUCCACAGACUGUAGGAAACGUGUUGUUCCAUUGCCCUUUUACCCCCCUAAAACAACCCAAACCUCCUUAAGAGCAUUAAAAUGCAACAACGGAAAGACCUGCAGACAGACGAGCAUUUCACUGUUGUAAAAUGUCAAUGUUUUCUUGUAUUUAUUAGUCAGUGGAAUUUUUUUCUGCAUGUACUAUUAUUUUCAGUCAAAACAGAAAUAUUUUCUGGUGCCAAUAAAACCGUUUCCACGAUUGGUUCAGACCAUCCUUACCAUAUUAAAAAAAAAGUAUAAAUAAAGAGCAAAAACAAAAUGAGAAAUCUACCUUUGACAUGUAAACGAGCAAGAUCUGCAGGUGUGCACGGUACCAAGUGAGAAUUUGGUUGCGACUAAAAUAUGUUAUACAUAUUCAGGGUAUUUUUUAUAGAUUUUCUUUUUUGUUUACUUCAUUUUUUCAUAUUUCUAAAUAUACUUUAACAAUCCUUCACCUGCAAAUUUAUAUCAAACCAUAGUAGUUUCAAGGGUUAAAAUAAUCAGUGCAAACUAUAAAAAAGUUUUUUUUCUCAUUUCUUUUUUUUAAACAUAUUUACAUAAUAUAUUCACUUUUACACAAAUACAAUUUAAUUUAAUUUUACAAUGAAAUAUUUAUUAAUUGGCUCAAAAUGUCACCAAAACUUGAAACCUGCUGCAAAAAAAACAAACAAAACAGAAGGUAUCAAUGCUGAUUUGUGUUGUCAUUCCCAUACACAUACAGUGCUACUGCCCAAGACCUCUGAUAUUUGAUAGAAGUAUUGAUGUAUGUAUAGUAUUUAAGUUUAUUAGCUGUGCAUUUCUUUGUUUCACGUUUAAUUUAAUUUUUAACCAUUUUGUAAAAUACGACAGUAAAGAAAGAAUGAUAAAGUC
Molecule: messenger RNA, 4101 nt
Organism: Fundulus heteroclitus (mummichog)
Lineage: Eukaryota; Metazoa; Chordata; Actinopteri; Cyprinodontiformes; Fundulidae
Product: SIM bHLH transcription factor 1
Exons: 12
Coding region: 486-2771 (761 amino acids)
Biological process (GO): regulation of transcription by RNA polymerase II
Molecular function (GO): DNA-binding transcription factor activity, RNA polymerase II-specific; RNA polymerase II transcription regulatory region sequence-specific DNA binding; protein dimerization activity
Source: RefSeq, a predicted model, not a curated record